GAAAUGGUGAUCCGCUCGGGGUUGCCAGGGCAACCGGUACGAUGGCGGGCGGGUAACCGGGAUAUUCGGCGGCGAGCGCGUCGUACACGCCACGGCGGCGACGCGAACGCGAGCGCACAACGGAACGAACGAGGUCGACAACGAAAUGUAGGCUUAUCAUCAGUUCCCGCUUUGUGCCGGCCGUUCAAAUUGUCCGUUCCUCCUUGUUUGGAAACUCCGUAAGUACAAUGACAGUUAAUGGCCAGCACUACUGUCUGCGAUGGAACAAUUACCAAUCAAAUAUGACCUCUGUGUUUCAUCAGCUUCUUCGAAAUGAAUCAUUUGUUGACGUUACUCUUGCUUGCAAUGAGAGCACACUUAAAGCACACAAAAAACUAUUGAUGGAUAACCCAUGUAAACAUCCAACCAUUAUACUGCCUUAUGAUGUUUGUUUUAACGAUCUUAAGUUCAUAAUAGAGUUUGUGUAUAGAGGUGAGAUUGAUGUGUCUCAAGCUGAAUUACAAUCUCUUCUCAAGACAGCUGACCAGUUAAAGAUUAAAGGACUAUGUGAAGUGCCUGAAGAUGAACGUGAUACAUCUAUUGUUGCGGAAGUAACUCCUCUAGGACCAUUAAAAAGUGGCGGAAGAGUGUUCACAAAAUUACAACGCAGAACUUCUCCUUAUUCAAAAAAAUUGAGCCCUAAUCAAAUUCAGCAGGAUCAGUUUAAUCGGAGUUAUUAUCGAAUUGAACAAUCUGGUUAUGGGCCUAUCAGUGUUGAUCAAGAAAACAAAUCUAUGAAUACUAUUCAUUGCAUGACUGUAGCAACAUCAACUGAAGAUGAUGAGAAAGAAAUGAAGUCGACACUAACAGAUUUACCAGUGGUCAUACUAGAGCCACAUCCUACACUAAGUUUACAAUCUCAACAACAGUCCCAGAUAGUUCACAUACCUCUACCACAACAGCAACCACAGCAAAUGAGCCAUGUAACACAACAUACAAAUCAAUCACAGUUGCAGCAAGCUGCUGUUCAAACCCAUUCACAAAUGAUUAUCACAACAGGUCCAGUUAUGACAGUAAAUGAAGCUGAUAUUACGCCGGAUAUACAGCCUGUUGGUCCAAGGGCAACACCUGUACCAGUAAAAAAUAAUACAAGUCCCUCAUCAACUCCUACACAUAGAGAUAUGGCUGUUGGUACAUCGUGUUCAAAUGAUAUGAUGAGAAGUGAUGGAAGUGAAGGAAAAUUUGAAAGUGCUAAAUUUGAAACACUUCGUACUAUUGAUCAAUCAUCAGAUGCAAUUGGAAUAGAGAGACAACAUUCUAAUGACCGUAAUAUAAAUGAUGAAGACAAUUCAAUGCAUACAAUGAUGAUAACACCUGAACUUUUGGGCUUACUACCGAAUUCUUCUAAUACAGGAGAUGUCAGUGAAGAUGGUUCUAGUAACAAUAUUAGUAAACCGUAUGGUACAAAUAGUGGCAAAGGAUGGACAGCUGAUGAUAUGGAAAACGCCUUAGAGGCAUUACGUUCACAUAAUAUGUCUUUGACUAAAGCAUCCAUAACAUUUGGGAUUCCUUCUACAACAUUGUGGCAGCGAGCUCAUCGAGCUGGUAUAGAUACUCCUAAAAAAGACGGACCAGCUAAAUCUUGGAAUGAUGAAGCUUUAAACAUUGCAUUAGAUGCUCUCCGCACUGGAACUAUUUCUGCAAAUAAAGCUAGUAAAGCUUAUGGCAUACCUAGUAGUACAUUAUACAAGAUUGCUCGGCGGGAAGGCAUUAGAUUAGCGGCUCCAUUCAAUGCGGCACCAACAUCUUGGGGUCAAGAGCAGUUAGACCAGGCAUUGCAUGCUAUACGAACUGGUCAAACAACUGUGCAACGAGCAGCAGCCGACUAUGGUAUACCUUCUGGUACACUGUAUGGCCGGUGUAAGCGCGAGAAAAUUGAAUUGUCCCGCAGCAAUCCUACCCCAUGGUCUGAGGAAGCUAUGAUGGAAGCUUUGGAAUCCGUGCGAUUAGGUCAUAUGAGUAUUAAUCAGGCAGCUAUACAUUAUAAUCUACCUUAUUCUUCGUUAUACGGACGUUUCAAAAGAGUGAAAUAUGGAGCAGGACAUCCAGAUGAUGAUUGUGAUGAUAUGAUUGAUUCAGAUACACAAGGCGAACAACAGCACAUUCAACAACAACAACAACAACAACAACAACAACAGCAGCAACAACAACAGGCGAAUCAGCAAGUUCAGGCUACACCAGUGUCCCAAAUAAUGUUGGUUCAAUAUCCAGCGCCACAGAUUCAAAUGUACCAACAACAUCCAACUCAUUCAACCACUAGUUGAGAUGAAGUAAAAUACUUGCAGCCAUUGUGAUGUGUUUGAACUGCAAGUAUUCACUGUAAUAAUUUAUAAGUCUGAUGGUUGUAUUUUUUUUUUAAAAUUUAUCUGUGAUAUUUAAACAGCGAAAACAUUUUUGUUAUUCAAUGUUUUUAUUUGAUCUCUUAUAAUGUCUGUUGUAGGUUUUUAUGUAAAUAUUAAUAUUAAAUUGACAAAAUUAUAAUACUAUUUUAGUACACUGUAGUUUAUAUAUUGUAUGUAUUUUGCAUUACAAUAUAGUGAACAUAGUACCUAAAUAAAAUAAUAAUAAGAUCCAAAAUAAAAAGACUAUGUAAGUGAAA
Molecule: messenger RNA, 2638 nt
Organism: Myzus persicae (green peach aphid)
Lineage: Eukaryota; Metazoa; Arthropoda; Insecta; Hemiptera; Aphididae
Gene: psq
Product: protein bric-a-brac 1
Exons: 9
Coding region: 228-2303 (691 amino acids)
Biological process (GO): regulation of transcription by RNA polymerase II
Cellular component (GO): nucleus
Molecular function (GO): DNA binding; protein binding
Source: RefSeq, a predicted model, not a curated record